AAUAUGAUUAAAUCCAAUAAAACUGAACAGUGUAAUUAUCUAAUACGAUUAGCUACUGAUCGUAUUGAUCACAGCUUUCCUUGUAAUCAAGAUCAGCAGUUAAUAUUUUUUACGCCGGGUGAAGAGAUAUCGACUCAACCAGACUUUCUUAAAGGUCAUGGAACUUACGUUGAUCAACAAGGUAUUCUGCGAGCAUCCGUAGCCGGUCCUUUAGAAAAAGUUAAUAAAUUAAUUUCUGUUAAGCCGUAUAAAACUCGUUACCAAGGAGAGAUUGGUGAUGUUGUUAUAGGAAGGAUUACAGAAGUGCAACGAAAACGCUGGAAAGUCGACACGAAUGCAAAAUUAGAUUCUGCCCUUUUAUUAUCCAGUGUUAAUUUACCAGGGGGAGAAUUGAGAAGAAGAUCUGUCGAAGAUGAACAGUCAAUGAGGCGUUAUUUACAAGAAGGAGACUUAAUAUGUGCCGAGGUUCAAAGUAUAUUUGCAGAUGGUUCUUUAUCAUUACAUACAAGAGUUUUGAAAUAUGGUAAAUUAUCUCAGGGUAUCAUGUUAAAAGUUUCCCCUGCCUUAAUUAAACGACAGAAGACACAUUUUCAUAAUCUAACUAACGGUGCUUGCUUAAUUUUGGGAAAUAAUGGAUAUGUAUGGAUUGGAGCAAAUUUUACAGAUGUGGAUCGAUCGGAUGGUGGUUUUACCCAAGAUUUGUCUAGAGUACGACAAGAAAAUAGAGAAGUAUGUGCUCGACUUCGUAAUUGCAUUUUAGGUCUUGCUAAAAGCAACAUUCUUUUAUCGGACACAUCAGUUACUUAUGCUUAUGAAGAAUCUAUGAAAUAUAAUAUACGAGAAUUAUUACAACCUGAAGUGCAACUUGAUGUAGCCCUAUUAACUCAUCAAAGACUUGUAUUAUAAUUUCAUUUCUUUUAAGUUUUAAAAUAUAAUGUACAGAAAGUUUUAAU
Ceratosolen solmsi marchali is the source of this 953-nucleotide messenger RNA. RefSeq names its product exosome complex component RRP4. Gene Ontology annotation, biological process: U4 snRNA 3'-end processing; exonucleolytic trimming to generate mature 3'-end of 5.8S rRNA from tricistronic rRNA transcript (SSU-rRNA, 5.8S rRNA, LSU-rRNA); nuclear-transcribed mRNA catabolic process, deadenylation-dependent decay. NCBI's taxonomy places the organism in Eukaryota, Metazoa, Arthropoda, Insecta, Hymenoptera, Agaonidae. Gene Ontology annotation, molecular function: RNA binding. Gene Ontology annotation, cellular component: cytoplasmic exosome (RNase complex); nuclear exosome (RNase complex). The record is from RefSeq and is a predicted model, not a curated record. The transcript is spliced from 3 exons. Bases 4 to 906 code for a protein of 300 amino acids.